AAGUCGCAGCCCAUGUUAGGAAAUGUUCUCCCAGGGGCGCUGCUGCAGCCGCGGCACAGUGCGCCGGACAGCUCAGGGUGGUGAUCGCACACGGCCAGGAGGGAUCUCUCUCAGACCGCAUCCAUAGUAAGAAGAAGAAGAAGAAGAAGAGGAGGAAACAUUCAGCGACAUGGCUCAAGCGAAAAUACAGUCGAAAAUGACCGAACCUCAGUGCGCCAAGUUCAGCCGGACGCUGUCCAUGGCAGACCGGUCCGGACGACUUCUGGAAACUUUGGAUCAGCUGGAAAUGAGGGUGGAGGCUCUACGCGAGGCAGCAUCGGCCAUGGAGCAGGAAAGGGAGUGCAUCCUGGAAACGCUCCAGUCCAUUCAGAACGGACAAGAAAUGCGUAACAUCUGCGCUGGUGAGAAAGAAGAGUUAGAGCUUACUGCGAACCGUCUGAUGGGCCGCACGCUGUCAGUGGAGAUCUCUGUCGGCACCAUCAGAAGCCCCAUGCAGGAGGAGGCGCUGAACAAGGCCACCGCCAUCAUCGACGAGCUGGUGAAGAAGCUGCUGGACGACAUGGAGUGCGGCCGCCAGCGGCUCCUGGCCCUGCACGCCGCCUGCGUGACCGAGGCCCCGCCGUGCCCCAUCGACCAGAAGUUCCAGGCCAUCGUGAUCAGCUGCGCCCUGGAGGACCAGAAGAAGAUCAAGCGGCGGCUGGAGACUCUGAUGCGGAACGUGGAGAACGCCGAGAAGAACAUCAAGAUUAUGGAUCACCAGAAACUGGAGCAACCCAAAGCCAAUGGCUGUUAAUGAGAUUCGUCACCAAGACAUAGAAAAAAAAAACCAAAAUGUCUUUAAUACCACUAACCUCACCGACAACUGUUGUGCACCUGCUCUAACUCUGACAGCGAUGUAGCAGCCAGCGAGUCCUUAUGGGGUGAAAUCACAGUGAGGCUGAAGCUGAGGGCCAAUAAUCCAGUAAAGCUACAAACGAUUUUCACAUUGAUUUCUUGGCAUAAUCAAGUUUUACCUUUAAAUGAUUGCCAUUUAGGCUGCAUGACGUGUUUACCCGGUACACAGUGUGUGUUCACAUGUGCACUUAAAUAAGAAGGGAAUGACACAACAGCAUGCUCGACGAAGAAUCCCGCGGUGAAGUAUCUUACACGUCUCACCUUUUAAAAUCGGGCACCUGGGAAGGAUUUUAGAUGCGCGCACACACACACACACACACACACACACACACACACACACACACACACACACACACACACACACUACCUCCUUGUGUGAAGGCGACACAAACCGCAUGAAGCUGUGGAUUUUAGUUCAUAUUUGCACAAAGCUGUUUUUAUGUCAAAACGUGAAUAAAAAGCACAAUGUUUUUUGUCAGA
Molecule: messenger RNA, 1374 nt
Organism: Acanthopagrus latus (yellowfin seabream)
Lineage: Eukaryota; Metazoa; Chordata; Actinopteri; Spariformes; Sparidae
Gene: bag2
Product: BCL2 associated athanogene 2
Exons: 3
Coding region: 170-793 (207 amino acids)
Biological process (GO): protein stabilization
Molecular function (GO): adenyl-nucleotide exchange factor activity; protein-folding chaperone binding
Source: RefSeq, a predicted model, not a curated record